UACUUUUCUGCGUUACCGUUAUUUAUGUAAACCGUAACUUGCAAACCACAGCACACGUCCAUUCAAUUAAUAUUUUUUCAUGUGGCAAUGUCAUUUCAGUCAGUCAACAUGGCGGCCCAAGAUGAAGUUGACGUAUGUGAAAGUUGGGAGGAUAUGGACGAAAUUGGCUUGGACCAGAAGAUCAGGCUGAUGUCAAGUGACUGCGCGCCAGUACAAACUUCACUCAAAGGUUGCAAGGUUACUGUUGAGGAGAGCGCGUGUAUUGGAUCUCAGUGCGUGAUGCCGGAGCCAGCUAUCCGUAUCCUAAAGAGGCCGUCAUCGUCGGGCAGUGGGCAGCUGAACGGCGAGAGUCGCGCGCGCCCGGUCAAAACACUUGAACAAAGGCAAAAAGAGUACGCCGAGGCUCGGCUCCGGAUCCUGGGCGAAGCCCGGAGCCCCGAAGACGUUAUUGAUGACAACCUCAGCCGGCUACAAGACAAAUUGCAAGCAAACAAUCUCAAUGACAAUCAAAAUAGUAAUAAGACAAAGACUUCACAAUGUGACAAUAAUACCAAAGGAAGGGAACGGAAAGUGCUGAGUCGUCUCCCGGGCGGCGCGGCGGGCGGCGGCGUGUUCCCGUCGCCGCCGCCGCGCGGGGUCCUCGUCAUCCGCACGCCGCGCGGGCCCGACGGCACCAAGGGCUUCCUCAAGAGGUAGCACCACCCACGCCCACACUCACACACACCACACACUCUUCCAUCCAUACUUCAUAUUACGAUAAAUUACCAGUUAUGCUGUUGUUUUUGAUAUUAGCAUAAUAUUGUUUCACAGUUUUUAAUUAUUUGUAUGGAGUGUUUCGAUUUGCUUCAAGACUUAGUUUAAGCCCAUGUUAUUGUAUUACUGUGUGAUAUUUAUAUUAGAAUCAUGAACUAAAUCAUGCUUGUGUUGAUUCUAUUAAAUAGUCACAAAUGGUGAAUAAAGUGUAUGUUAGGAAUCUGGAAUUGCUCCACUGCUAUGAAGUUUCUAAACUGAAUUUAGCAUAUAUUAUGAUUAUUAGCAGCAUUAUCAUUUGCUAAGGUCUCUGCAUGUUCUAGAUACAUACAUUUAUGCUUUGGUAAUGGCGUAUUUACGCUUUGAUUAGUACAAGUGGAUAUAUUCUUACACAGUAUAAUGAAUAAUUAAUAAGAGCAAAAUCGUGACAUCUAUAACUUACUAUUUUACACUGUAAUUACUUGCACUAAUCAAAUCUGUAACUUGGCCGAUACUUGUGAAUGUCAAUUAUUAAACUUUAAAGCACAUUUGAUGAACUAUCGUAAAUUAUAAUAAGAAUAAAUUAAAAAUUGUGAAAUAAGAUCAAAAUUAAGAGUGCUCACUUCUGGGAACAAUGUUAUUGUUAUAAUAAACGUUUUUGUAAAAUAUGUCGCAGUUAAUAUGAGAUUUAUGAAAUGAACACUCUCACAAAAUUGUAUGUGUGCAUUUACAUAUAUUAUUAACAUAUAUAUGCAUAAUUUACAGUUACAUUAAAAAUAAAAAUGUCAUUAUUCACAAAAUUAUAUGAAUUUAAAUAAAUGGUCUAAUUAUCACUAUUGCGUGAUGAUACAAUUUAUUAAAUAUAUAACAAAAAAUUCAAAGUUUUAGCAUUAAACUUUUUAUAUACAGUUUUUCUACAUGUAUAGCGUAUUUUUAGGAUAAGAUAUUGCUAACUGUAUAUUUAUAGUAUAUUAUUUUACUAUGUUAAGUUUUUCAAUGCUUUCCGAUUGUUUGUGCCAACUCGGACCUGUGAUACCAGCUUUUGAUAUGGAAGCCAAUCUGUUUAUGCAUUAAAGUAGUUGGAACAAUCAUUAGCACUAGAUUUUGAGGUCUUUGAAAGCAGUGGAGUGGACACAAACGAUUUGAUUUAGCAUUACAAGUGUGACUGAUAUGUGUGUAUGUUUGACCACACAUUAUUUUGAUCAUAAUUAUUAUGUACGAUAUUAUCCUAUUUAUACAAUAAGUCUUUAGACUGAAAUAACUUUACUAUCUACGAUUGUAGAACAAAAUCUAUCUCAAGUCAAUAAAAAGCUUUUGAUACAUGUAAAGUUAAUUAAUAUAGCUAUUAUGCUAGUUACUAACAAUUAGUAAUAAGUGUGAUCAGAAUAAUGGUGGUCGGAUUAAACCAACGCUAGAGUAAGACUACAUAAUAUAACAAGGAUUGUGAUAUAGAAUAAUUGUCUUAUUGCAAACCUUAGCUGAAUUGUUAAGAUGUCUUUGUACAGAGAGAUGCUACACUUAUCAAUUGACAUGUACUUUUAAUAUUGAAUGUUCGCUAUAAGAAGUACAGGGUACCAAGUCAAUGAUUUAUUAUCCUAAAUAUGUGUAUUAUAGAAUGGAAUUGAAAGUCGAUAACCGUACCACAUUCGUUGACAAGGGAUGUGGUACGGUUUUCGACAAGUAACGGUUUUUACUCUUAUGACUAGUCUUUUUUUUUAAAGCUUUAGAGUCUGUAGUCAUCUGAUCGUAGGGAAAACCAGCCUAAUUUAAAAACAGUAUUUGGUAUUAUCAUUUUGAACUACAAUUCUGAACAGAGUCAAUUUAGCGGUCUAUACCGCUUCAUAACUAAUCCAUACCCCUUAAAUAUAAACUGAAAUGGUCAAUAUCCUUGUUGAAGUAAGCUACAGAAUAUAGACCAUCAAUUUCUACAAAAUUAUUUAACUGCAGAGCAGAUAACUAUACAAAGAAAGAACAGUGAAUUACACGCAUUAUGAAACCUCGCGCUGUCAAAUAAUCGUAAGAACACCGGUUUUGUAACGUGCGUGUUUAAAGAUUUGAAACUUAGCCAGUUUUAUUUAGGUUACAUCAUGUAGUUAGAAAAUUCACUAUAACUGUAUAUAAUAACCUUGGUUCCAAUCUAAAUUUAAAAUCAAUUUCAGAGUAAUUUCUCAGGGUUUUAUAAUCAUUCUCUGUCAAUUUGACAAGUUGUUUUAGCCAGUCUGUUAAUUUAAAUUGCACUCUAGUUCAAGGUGAUAAGACUUAAAUUCAUUACUAAAAAAUCUUGGUAAAAAAUGUAAUGCCAUUUCUAUGUUAGUUUUAAUUGGCGUAUCUGAAGCAUUUGCCUUGACUGAUAUUUAAUGUUUGUGUUGUUCCUGUUUUAUGCAAAUGAUUAUAAAUAUUAAUAAAUUAUUGUUACAACAAAGCUUUUGCACGGUAAUUAUUAUAAAUGGCUAACAAAUAAUGGCUUGUAUAAAACAGGUAUUUAACAUAUCGCAGUACUAAAUUCAAUUCAAAUCUUCGUUCGUUUUACUGGGAAAUUUAAUUCAAAUAUUAAAUUAAAUUGAAAAAGUGUCGGAAACAUAUUGAAAUUGAUUAACAGAAAACACGAAAAAAUAUUUGUAUGGCGGAUUAAACAAUUUAUACUAAUUUAAACGGUUUACUUGCGCAUGUGGGUUUGGGAUCGACCGACUAGUUUUAUAUCUAGUAACAGUAUUUUAUCAUGCCGACGCGGCCGUUCUGUUAUAAGCUAGUGGGAUAAUACCCAAGAGAUACACGCAAGUAGUCCAGCAAAAAAGAUUUAAAGAAGCAAUAAUAAUAGCAAUAAAUUUUCAAUUCCAUCCUAUAUGUACCUACAUAUGUAUGAAAUAGAAGGGUGAUACCAUAAUAUCAUACUAUUGUUAAAAUUAGAUUGCGUUUAAUACUUAUGUUAUGUUCUUACAGUGUAAAGGAAGAUCAAAUAAAAAGGCUUGUAGAUAGGUUGCAUGCUUUCACAACGAAGCUGAAAAGGUGCCAAAAUUCAAAUAGAGUGCUAGAUAUGUUCAGUUUUCUUUAUUUCGUUUUUUUUUAAUGAAUUAUGUGAAUGCUUUGUCUUAAAAUUUAAUUAAUUGUGUUUGUGGCUUCGCUAAUUUCUAUGUUAAAUGCUCUGUCUAUUCGUGUUUUGGUCUGUGGCAACAUUUCAACAGGGUCCCGAUGCGGAUGCAGCUAUUUACAAUUGCCGAUGAAUUCAUGGAAAUUGGAUUCCAAUGACAGUGAGUGUUCCGCUCCGUUCUUCAUUUUCAAUUAUUGUGUUGGCAGAAAACGAAUAGUGUCUAAAUUAAUCCAAUUUCUAUUUAAUCAUCGGCAAUUGAAAAUAACGGAAUCGGGGCCCUGUAUUCGACGGACAGUUUAAGUCUUAAACACUUUCUAAGACAAUAUUUUAUGGUAUUCCCGAAAGUAUCGGUUUGUUUAAUCAUUAACAACUCGCCUACUUAUAAGUUUCUCUGUACCGUACGCUAUGUACGGCGUAUUGUUCGAAACAAUGUCGACACUUAACUUUUAGUUUCUGUACAUACACUAGAAUAAUGCCGGUAGCAAACCGGCCAAGUAUGGAACUUGAAGUAUUUUAAACUUUAUCAACUCAUUCUAUGUAAGACAACCCUAGAAUGGGCUGGUAAACUAAUCACCGCAGGACUACAGAUUGGUGAUCAGCCCAAUCUAUCACCAACUCGAUUGCGGCCCUAUUUAAUAAACCAACUGUGUCUUUAUUUUUAGUAUAGAUAUUAUUGAAGUUUUUAUACGACCGUAUGUGCAUAAGCUGUUGAACGAAACAUUAGCUAGAACAACAAACUUGUCAGAUACAAACAUUGUUGUAACAAUAAUUUAUUUAAAAUAAAAUAUUAGUCAUCUCA
Molecule: messenger RNA, 4616 nt
Organism: Trichoplusia ni (cabbage looper)
Lineage: Eukaryota; Metazoa; Arthropoda; Insecta; Lepidoptera; Noctuidae
Product: SUZ domain-containing protein 1
Exons: 3
Coding region: 88-696 (202 amino acids)
Source: RefSeq, a predicted model, not a curated record